AUGUACGCCGUCUCCGACAUCCUCUCGCUCCUCCUCCUACUGCUCCUCGGCAUCAGCGGGGAGGGCCAGGCCUCGCCGGUGUCGCCCAGGCCGAACCACCUGGACGCCCGCCAGAGCACGCCGACCACGGGCAAGUACUGCAACCCGUCGACGUCCAUCUGCUACCUGGAGUACUCGUGGGGGCCGACCAUCCCCGUCUACCGCGUCGCCAUCCCGGACUCGGCCUCGUCCGGCGCCCCGUUCCAGACGCUGCUGCAGAUCGUAGCGCCCGCCUCGCUCGGCUGGGCCGGCUUCUCCUGGGGCGGCGGCAUGACGCUCAACCCGCUGACGGUGGUCUGGCCGAACGGCAACACGGGCGUGACCGUGUCGUCGCGGUGGGCGACCGGCCGCACCCAACCGGCACUCUACCCCUCAGCGACCUACCGCACGCUGUCAGCCUCGCGCAACGCGACGCACUGGACGGUCGAGACGGUCUGCACGGGCUGCAGCAAGUGGAGCGGCAGCGGCAGCGGCGGGCUCAACCCGUCGGGGGUCAACACGUUCGCGUGGGCCGUGUCCAAGACGGCGGUGGCGCAGCCGGCGAGCACGGCCAGCAGCUUCUCGAUCCACGACGACGUCGGCAUGUUCUCCGAGUCGCUGAGCCUGGGCAAGGUGCCCAAGGCCACGUUUGACGCGUACGUCAACGGCGGGAGGUAA
Thermothielavioides terrestris NRRL 8126 is the source of this 696-nucleotide messenger RNA. RefSeq lists its product as uncharacterized. The record is from RefSeq and is a predicted model, not a curated record. The transcript is spliced from 2 exons. NCBI's taxonomy places the organism in Eukaryota, Fungi, Ascomycota, Sordariomycetes, Sordariales, Chaetomiaceae. The coding region runs from base 1 to 696 and encodes 231 amino acids.